This is a messenger RNA of Setaria italica (foxtail millet), 1916 nucleotides long. RefSeq names its product protein saal1. The transcript has 11 exons. Lineage: Eukaryota; Viridiplantae; Streptophyta; Magnoliopsida; Poales; Poaceae. Bases 159 to 1652 code for a protein of 497 amino acids. The record is from RefSeq and is a predicted model, not a curated record.
CAUCUGGAGUUCCGGUCCGGCGCCCAGUCGGUUCUGCGGCGCCCUCCAACAAACUCGAAAGCGUUGCCUAUCGAGCUCCUCGCCUCCUCCCUAGCUUCCACCUCGCCGCCUCGCCGGCGAAUCCCCGAGUUCGCUUAACCUCUGCCGGUCACGCUGCAAUGUCGACGGGCACUCCGCGAAAGGAUGUGCCCGGGGAGGGCGAAUCGGCGCAGGACGAAGUGCUCCAGCGACAGCAAGGACGGGAAGAAGCGGGGGAGCAUGAAGAGGAUGACGGCGUCGAGGAGGACGAGGCCCCUACGCACCUUCCGUUCGCACCCUCCUCCGAGCUGCUUGAUGAUGUGACAACAGUUGAUCCCAGCUACACUAUCUCUCUUAUACGGCAGCUACUGCCUCAGGGUUCAAAUGUGGAGAAAGAGUUCAGUGCUAAGCAAGCUGCCCCAGAAGAGGGUGUAAAAUCAGCACAACUUGGGACUAAGGAUCCUUGGGAAGAGUGUGGUUGCAUUCUGUGGGACCUUGCUGCUAGUAAACCUCAAGCAGAACUGAUGAUGAAAAAUCUUGUACUUGAAGUGCUGUUGGCAAACCUCCAUGUGACUCAAUCUCCUAGAGUGAAGGAAAUCUGUAUUGGAAUCAUGGGAAAUUUAGCCUGUCAUGAAUCUCUAGUUAAUGCAAUCAGCAUGCAAAAUGGUUUGAUUGCGACGGUUGUGGGUCAACUAUUCCUAGAUGACUCUGCUUGCCUUUCUGAAACAUUCAGGUUUUUAGCUGCUGUUCUUCGUAGCAGUGCAUCUGUUUCUUGGGCGGAAGCUCUUUUACCUGAUGAAAUUCUUUCACGUGUUCUGUGGAUAGUUGGAAACACACUGAAUUCUACAUUACUCGAGAAGAGCAUUGACUUUCUAUCAACUGUCAUUGAUAAUCAAGAUGUGACUGCCAUUCUUCUUCAGCCUUUGAUAAAAGUGGGAUUGGUUGACCAUGUUAUCAGUUUGUUAGCAAGUGAGAUCGAAAAAUUAUCAGAUGAGAGCAAAUUUGACAGGUCCGUCUCUCUUGAUUUGAUCCUUCAUUUCAUUGAAGAGUUAUCUGCAACAGACAGCUGUUUAGAAGUGAUGUCAUCAAGUGACAAGCUGAUUCAAGUACUUUAUAAGAUAAUUAAGUUACCUGAUAAAUUUGAGGUUUCAAGCUAUUGUGCUUCUGUGGUGAUCAUACUAGCAAAUAUUCUGGCAGAUGGAAAGCGUAUUGUGCCUAGUCUCUCUCACGAUUUACCCUUCUUGGAGGGACUCUUUGACAUUCUUCCACUGGUUUGUGAUGAUAACCAAGCUCGGAACGCUCUCUGGUGUAUCUUAGCACCUUUGCUGGCACAAGCACAAGGAAUUGAUAUGAACUCUUCAUCUCUCAACGACUUUGUAUCUCUUCUGUUAGGCAAGUUCACCCUCAUGAAAGAUGACCUUGAGAACCACAGAGUUGACAAAGAAGUGGAGAUGUCAGCUGAGGAUGCUUACGUGAAGCAUGGGGUAUCGGCAUCUCUCAGCGCGAUCUGCCGUAUCAUGGAGAGAUGGAUUGCUGAGAAGUCCUCCCGGAGCGAAGAAGAGGCUGCAUUGACUGAAAGUACCAUUGAAAAUGCUAGAAAGCUGCUAACCUACUGCCAGAAUUACGAUGCGUAACUUGCUUACUGCAACUCUAGUGGACAUUGCUGACCUGUGACUGUGACUCUGUAAGGUUGCAAUGCGCGGCUGCUUGAGCGUAGAAAGUCUUUUGAGGUUUAAUAUUAUUGUAAAGGGCAACGGUGGUAUAGAGUAAUCGGUUGCUAUAUAGCAUGUUUGUAACAUAUAUGCAUGUUUGUAACAUGUAUGUCAGUUUGCAUUGCUGUAGCUUGUAGAAGAGGAUAUAUUUUCGGCGGUUCCAAUCGAUGCUUAUGAUUUAGCUAA